GGCGAGAAAACAAUGAAGGUUUAAAGUUUCUGGUGAAGGGACGCCUGGCGCUCUUCAGGUGUGUGAGUCAGCCAUAUUUGGAGGCGGCGGGUGUGUGGUGCGCGCGCUUUCUCUCGCCCUCUGCUGCCUCGCCCCGGCAACACACGUACCUGCCCACCACCACCACCAUGUCGGAGGAGCUGCAAACAGAUUUCGAGGGUGGUGAUGCAGGUGCAUCCAAGGUGUAUCCAGCUCAAUGCUCCUCCCUUCGUAAAAAUGGUCAUGUUGUGAUCAAGGGCCGUCCCUGCAAAAUUGUGGAGAUGUCCACCUCCAAGACUGGCAAACACGGCCAUGCCAAAGUUCACCUUGUUGGUAUUGACCUGUUCAGCGGUAAGAAAUAUGAAGACAUAUGUCCCUCCACCCACAAUAUGGACGUGCCUGUGGUGAAGCGUGCCGACUAUCAGCUGAUUGACAUUUCGGAUGAUAGUUUCUUGUCCCUCAUGAUGGAGUCGGGUGAUCUGCGUGAUGACAUUAAAGUUCCAGAAGGUGAUAUUGGCACAGAAAUCAAGACCAAGUUUGAGAAUGGGGAAGACCUUUUGCUGACAGUUCUAUCUGCUAUGGGCCACGAAAUGGUAGUUGCCACAAAGCCAAAUAUGAAAUAAAUGAAAUAAAUUACUCCUUCCAACUGCAACUACUACAACCAUCAUCACCACUACCAUUACCAUCUUCAUAACCAACCAUUACCGCGUUAAAAAUAUAUACAUAUAUUUUUUUUUCAUAUUAGACCAAUCCUGUGACAGUUGCAUUGUUUAAUAUCUGUGAUCACAUUAAACAACAGGCUUCAGGGUGCCCAGAAGUGAUUCCGUGAUGAAGCCCAAGUUUGACUGUCCUAUUUCAACCAUAACAUCAGGUUGCCUUUCCCAUAUGCUUUAAAGUUUAAUAAUGGCUCAGGGAAAGAGAAGAGAAAGUCACCAUCACAGUAGCUCCUCCCAGUGUGUUGUUUGUUUUAAAGAUUCACAACCACUUAAAGUGUGUGGUCUUGUAAGUGGAGGGCAAGCCCCAGUGUGAGCUGAAAUAUUACCCAUGUGGGUUGGUUUCAUAAUCUGUGACCAAAUGAGGAAUAAAUGGUGUGUUGUUUAUAUGGCGUUUGAUUGUUCAAAUAAUCCAAGCUUCAAUGCAGGAGAGCCUAUUCCUUUUUUACUAUUAUCAUAGGAUAUGGGCCCAUUAUAUGGGUUGGAGGAAAGCUUUUAUCUAACUUGUUUUUGUACUUCUUUGUGCAUAAUUAAUAUGCUAACUGUUAGAAUAAAUUUACAACCAUUCCAGUGUUAUGAAGUUCUUUCAUUCAGAUAUCCCCAGGACUGAUAUGGUUGGAGAGUUGCUAAUUUUUAUUUGAUCUGUUAGAUUCGUUAGAUAGGUUGAAAAUGGGGAUUUAUCAGUGGAUGGGAUAUUAGCAGUUAUAUCUGCUGCUAGGAAAUUAGUUUUAUCUUGUUUCAUUACAGGGAUGAUAUUGUUUUGAUAAACUACAGGUACCUUACCCUGGGUUUAUGCGGCUUGGCUCAAAAUGCUUGUCCCUAUUGGGAAAAUUAAACAUGCACUGAUUUCACAAUUUUUUUGCACAAUUUAUGAGUGUAUAAUUUUACAUGAACAGUUGCAAUAAUUGUUUAUCAACUAUGGAUGGUUUUGUUUUCUGGGCUUGUGCUGUACAAACAAGCAGUUGUAUAAUACCUAUCUGACAAUUGUUAGUGCAUGACAAAUUUUUGUUAAUGUACCUGUAGCUAUCAUGUUUUCCAUCAGAAAAUUGCUGUGAAAUCUGCAAGGAAAUAAAUAUAUACUAAAAAGAGACUACUGUAGCCCAAUCUUUACAUCCAUGUCUCACCUUUGCCAUUUUAUGUAAGGAAACUUUGAAAGCCUUUGUAGAGCAUACCCAUGCUUGAAAACAUAAUAUAUUGCUCCAAACCUACAGAGGCAUGCCUUGUACAAUGUCUGUGUUCACACUCUUGCAUCAUACAGCUGGCAGUGUGGGUGUGGGAAUAUAUGUAUGUGUGUAUGCAUCAGUGUGUGUAGCUGAAUGAUGCAGGUUGGCUGUGAGGGGCACUCUGCUCCAAGGCAAUCAUUUCAUGGCUAGAGGAGCUUGAUAAAUGAAACAGUAAAAUGUUAAAAGUAAUAUUGGGGUUUCAUAAGGGUAGCUAAAUGUGUACAGGUGGGGAAAGAAAUGUUGAUGCACCUUGGUUGCAUGGAGUUGAAAAGUGCAUGGCAAUGCCUCAUGGGUUUGUUGUCACUGUCCAUGGCUUUACAGGAUACAAAAUGUACAGCUUGGUGUGUUGACAUGUCUUUCUGCAAGUGUACUUCCUGAGGCGGCAGAGUUAGUGAUGUGAAUAUUGUGAGAUAUGUGGCAAACACACGUGUUAUAAAGGGGAUGGGAGGGGCAGGCGGUGUGUGCAGCAGCAGGGCACCAGCAUAUGCUGUGUGCACUGUACUGCUGGACAGUUGGUGCCAGGGCUUGUCCAUUGCAUGUAAGUUGUUUUAUUCUGAGAUGGUGUGUUCCUCUUGUAUACAUGUUAAGUUCAGAUUUUGUAGCUAGUAAAGAAAAAAAAAGUUGCUCACCAUGACAAUAGGAAUAAUUUGUGCUUUUUGCUGCUGAUUUCAUGAGUGGCUAAAGUGGUAAUGACACUGACACGCUUGUAUGUGAGUUUUUAUGUGAAAUGCCCUCAUUUGAUGGCUUUUGGUUUUAUAUUUCACAUUCAGUAAUUGUUUUUACCUAAACCUGCAAACUGUCAGCUGCACCUGCCACCCAUGUUUGGCAGUAACCUUUGGCAUCCUGAUCAUGUUCAUGAACUAUGAGCUGAUAACACAUUUGCAUAAUACUGUAUCUAUCAAAUGAAGAUUGACCUUGGC
Portunus trituberculatus (swimming crab) is the source of this 2874-nucleotide messenger RNA. RefSeq names its product eukaryotic translation initiation factor 5A-like (gene eEF5). The transcript is spliced from 5 exons. Gene Ontology annotation, biological process: positive regulation of translational elongation; positive regulation of translational termination. Gene Ontology annotation, molecular function: RNA binding; ribosome binding; translation elongation factor activity. The record is from RefSeq and is a predicted model, not a curated record. NCBI's taxonomy places the organism in Eukaryota, Metazoa, Arthropoda, Malacostraca, Decapoda, Portunidae. Bases 168 to 641 code for a protein of 157 amino acids.